Molecule: messenger RNA, 1344 nt
Organism: Mercurialis annua (annual mercury)
Lineage: Eukaryota; Viridiplantae; Streptophyta; Magnoliopsida; Malpighiales; Euphorbiaceae
Product: putative F-box/kelch-repeat protein At4g22430
Exons: 4
Coding region: 1-1344 (447 amino acids)
Molecular function (GO): protein binding
Source: RefSeq, a predicted model, not a curated record
AUGGUAGAUAUAGACAGAAGAAAUUUUGAACAUGGAGAUUCUAUUGUAGAAUUUUUCAAGCUUAGUAAAUAUGAGUUUUCCAAUGCAUUCGGCGAAUGUGUUUGGAUCAACCAGAAAAUGUUUGUACUGGAUAUUUUAUACUUGUUUGAUAUCUCUGUUAUUGAGUGGAUUGCAAUAAUGGGUAUUGGUUGGAGCAAGAUAAAGAAAAAAGUAGGGUGUUCCUGUCUGAGCAGUGGUGAUAAUAGUGGAAGAAUAUGCAUGAACGAUGUGAUGAAUGACGAUAUUUUGUUAGAAAUUUUGAAUCGCAGCACUAGUUGCAGCAAAUCUAUUAUCCAAUACAAGUUAGUGUGUAAACGUUGGUUCAAUCUUAUAAACAAUCCUGAUUUUAUCACAGCCUUCAUUGCCCACCGAACCAAAAACCGCCUCCCACGACAAGAGUUGUUGACGUACAGUGAGAAAGUGCAUCAGAUUUUAAGUCCCCGAGUAGACGAAUAUGUCCAAAUUGUGGCUUCUUGCAAUGGUUUAUUGUUAUGCCUUGAUGCUAUUACGUUACGAUGCUUUAUUUGCAAUCCUAUUACGAAGCAAUGGGCUGAAAUCCCUUCUCUUCCGAGUGAACCUUCAUAUAUAGGUUUGAUUUGUGAUCCUUACUAUGAUAUGGAUGACCAAGGGCGUGUCGGCAUCAUCAGUCCUGAUUGUCUACAAUUUAAGGUGGUGGCUAUUUCUAGAACUUUUGUUACAUCUUAUGCGAAUCCCCGUAUCAUUCAGAUGGAUAUAUUUUCAUCCAAAAGUGGAGAAUGGGUUCAAGAAUAUGUUGCCGUACCUGCAGCGGAUGAACUUUGUUUAAUUAACUGUUUCUACAUCUCUCGAUCAGCUGUCAUUUACAAUCAGAUGAUGCAUUGGCCGGCUUCCGCUGAGAAAAUUCUCGUCUAUGAUCCCAACACUGUCAAGGCUCACUGCUUUGACGGGCCUCCAACAACAUACAUUGGGGGAACAUAUCUCGGUGUUUGUCAAAACUCGUUGCGGGUAUCUCAUACGUGGGGAUGUUUCCUAAGAAUUUGGGAGCUUGACGAUCACAAGGAGUGGAGUAUGGUGCACAAAGUUAACUUGAGAGUCUUGAAUCCCGGAUGUUCAGGUGCAAAAGAUAUAUAUGUUGUAGCUUUAAGCUGUGAUGAUCAAGACACGGUCUACGUUAUGUUAGGCUCAACUACUCUUCUUGUUUCGUGCAAUUUAAGACGUUUUACCUUCAAAAUUAUUGGAAAGUUAUGCCUAGUCCGAACAACAAAAAUCCACCAUCGCUGUGGUCUUGAACAAGAAGCAGCUCCAUCUUCGUCUGUCAUCAUCUAG